Molecule: messenger RNA, 534 nt
Organism: Belonocnema kinseyi
Lineage: Eukaryota; Metazoa; Arthropoda; Insecta; Hymenoptera; Cynipidae
Product: tax1-binding protein 3 homolog
Exons: 3
Coding region: 177-368 (63 amino acids)
Source: RefSeq, a predicted model, not a curated record
CUCUUUAGUACGCCCAAAUGGUCAGACCAUAGCCUGUUGAAUCAUGAUUUAAAUACAUAUUGUUUUGUUGCAUCAGAAACAAUAUUUGAUUAUUGUAGUUGUAAUAUCCCCAUAAAGAAUUAUACAAUAUAACUAAAAAAGUAAUUUUUUCUACAUAGCCAAAAUUAGUUUUCAAAAUGUGUGCAAAAAUGGCUUUUCAACACCAAGCUGGGACGGCUAUGGAAUGUUUAAGCAUCCCGAUAACGCUGCAUAAAGAAAAUGAAGUAAACGCAAGUGGAGAGGAAGUAAUGAAAUGUGGAUUCAAAAUAGGGGGCGGAAUAGAUCAAGAUUACCGGAAAAGUCCACAAGGAUACACAGACAAUAUUUAAGUGUGGUUCCACCCUGCGGCCAGAGGGAAACCUUUUUGAUAUUUGAUUCGGAUCUCAUACGGAACGACGUACGAUAGAUAUCAAAUCUUUUUAAAUGUUUUCUGGAAAUGACCUGUUUUCAAGCCAAUUUGACCGGACUAUGAAUCCCGUAAUGGAGAAAGACAGU